Gracilinanus agilis (Agile Gracile Mouse Opossum) is the source of this 6085-nucleotide messenger RNA. RefSeq names its product semaphorin 3G (gene SEMA3G). The coding region runs from base 69 to 2381 and encodes 770 amino acids. Gene Ontology annotation, biological process: axon guidance; semaphorin-plexin signaling pathway; positive regulation of cell migration. Gene Ontology annotation, molecular function: chemorepellent activity; semaphorin receptor binding. NCBI's taxonomy places the organism in Eukaryota, Metazoa, Chordata, Mammalia, Didelphimorphia, Didelphidae. The transcript has 16 exons. The record is from RefSeq and is a predicted model, not a curated record.
AGCUGCCCCGGCUCCCUGGGAUUGGGCCAGGACCAGAAGCAGGGAGCCCAGCAGCUCCCCAGGGCAGGAUGGAUCUCCUAGGGCUGGCUGCCCAGUGGAUGCUGGGGAGUCUGCUGGUCACUCUAGGAGCUGGCAAGAGCAGCAGCAUGCCCCGGCUACAACUUUCCUACAGAGACCUCCUGGCCACUAACCGCUCUACCAUCUUCCUGGGCCCUCGGGGUAAAUUGGAUCUAAGGGCUCUGUACCUGGAUGAGUACCGGGACCGGCUCUUUCUGGGUGGACGGGACACCCUCUACUCCCUGCGAUUGGACCAGGCAGGGCCUGAUCCCAAAGAGAUCUUAUGGCCUCCUCGACCUGGCCAGAAGGAGGAAUGUAUCCUGAAGGGAAGGGAUGCCUUGACUGAAUGUGCCAACUAUGUUCGAGUGCUCCACCCCUACAAUAGAACCCAUCUGCUGGCCUGUGGCACAGGAGCCUUCCAGCCCAUGUGUGCCCUCAUCACAGUGGGCCAUCGAGGGGAGCAUGUGCUCAACCUGGACCAGGCCAGUGUGGAAGGUGGGCGGGGACGCUGCCCACAUGAGCCCGACAGACCUUUUUCCAGCACCUUUGUAGGCGGGGAGCUGUACACGGGUCUCACUGCCGACUUCCUGGGCCGAGAAGCCGUGCUCUUUCGCAGUGGUGGUGCCCGGCCUGCCCUUCGCUCGGACACGGACCAGAGCCUGCUGCAUGACCCCAGGUUUGUGGGGGCCGCUCUGAUCCCCGACAACGCCGACCGGGACAACGACAAAGUGUACUUUUUCUUCUCCGAGGCAGCCGCCCCUCCUGAUGGGGGCUCCGGUCAGGCCAUCGUCAGCCGCGUAGGCCGCCUCUGUGUGAACGACGCUGGGGGCCAGCGGGUGCUGGUGAACAAGUGGAGCACCUUUCUGAAGGCCAGGCUCAUCUGCUCUGUGCCCACCCCCGGCGGCAGCGACACCUACUUUGACCAACUGGAGGACGUGUUCCUGCUGUGGCCCAAGGACGGGAAGAGUCCGGAGGUCUAUGCACUCUUCAGCACCCUCAGUGCUGUGUUCCAGGGCUUUGCUGUCUGUGUAUACCACAUGGCUGACAUCUGGGAGGUUUUCAAUGGUCCCUUUGCCCACCGGGAUGGUCCCCAGCACCAGUGGGGACCCUACGGGGGCAAGGUGCCAUUCCCUCGGCCGGGAGUGUGCCCCAGUAAGACCACGACCCAGCCUGGCCGGCCCUUUGGAAGCACCAAAGACUAUCCGGACGAUGUGCUGCAGUUCACCCGGGCCCACCCACUCAUGUUCCGACCUGUGCUGCCCCAUCACGGGCAUCCCAUCCUUGUCAAGACUCAUCAGCCCUAUCGACUUCUCCAGAUUGUAGUAGACCGAGUAGAGGCUGAGGAUGGGGCCUAUGAUGUCAUCUUCCUGGGCACAGAUGCAGGCUCUGUACUCAAGGUCAUAGCUUUCCAGACUGGAAAAUCUGCGCAGCCUGAGGAGGUAAUCCUGGAAGAGAUGCAGGUGUUUAAGGUACCCACCCCCAUCAUCGAGAUGGAGAUCUCUGUCAAACGGCAAAUGCUGUAUGUGGGUUCCCGCCUCGGUGUUGCCCAGCUUCGGCUGCAUCAGUGUGAGACGUACGGAAACGCCUGUGCCGAGUGCUGCCUGGCCCGAGAUCCCUACUGUGCCUGGGACGGCAACACCUGCACCCGGUACCAGCCCAGCUCUGCCAAGCGCCGAUUCCGACGGCAGGACAUCCGACACGGCAACCCGGCGUUGCAGUGCCUGGGCCAGAGCCACGGAGGGGAUGUCAUGGGGAACAUGGAGGCCACCGUGGUAUAUGGCACAGAACACAACAGUACCUUCUUGGAAUGCCGGCCCAAGUCACCCCAGGCCACGGUGCACUGGUUUGUGCAGAGACCCAAGGAUGAGCAGCCAGACCAGGUGAAGACAGAUGAACGAAUCCUCCAAACAGAGCAUGGGCUACUCUUCCGGAGGCUUAAUCGCCUUGAUGCUGGCACUUACUCGUGUAAGACCCUGGAACAUGGCUUUGCCCAGACAGUGGCCAGACUGGCCCUGGAGGUGAUAGGGGCUGAACAGUUGGAGGGCCUGUUUCCCCGGGAGCAUGGAGAAGAGGAGUCUAUCUCCAAAAAUUCUGCUUCAGUCCCAUCUCGAGCAUGGUACAAAGAUAUCCUCCAGCUCAUCGGCUAUGCCAAUCUGCCCCGGGUAGAGGAGUACUGUGAGCGGGUAUGGUGUGUUGACCGUUACCGACGCAAGGGGAAGCAUAGCAAAAGCAAGACAUGGCCGGGCACUGACCUGGGAAAGAAGGCAAAGAGCCGAGCACAGGGGGAGCGCAAUCGGACCCCCCGGGAAGUUGAGGCUACGUAGAAGAGGAGGUAGCUUGGAUGGAGAGCAGUAUUGUCCAGCUCUCCCAGAAGGAAACCUCAUCAACUGCCCUGCUUUCUGUCUCCCCCACAUACAUAGCUGGGGCAAGGGUGACCAGAGCAUAGACUGGCCAUCUUGUCUAACACCCUGGCUUUUGCAGGGAAUUGAAUUUCUGGUCCCUCAGUGUCUGAUAGUCAGGAAUCCAGGGGUUGGGUUCUGGCCUGGAGAUCCCAAGGCUUCUGAUGAAGACUGGGAGGCCCCUUUUCCUUAACCCUCUGUGCCAUGGCCCGCACCCCUUCCUGCCAGUGUCACCAGGGACUGCCAGAGCCCCAAGAGGCCUGCUCAUAUUCUGCCGCCUUUUGUUCUCUUUGGGAGGUGGGGUCUGGUUUUCCAAACACAUUCCCAGCUGUGCCCAGAGACCAGGGUGGUUUUGUUUUUCUUUCUCAGCCAGCGGAACAAUAGCCAUUCUGAACAACUCUUAGGGUACCUGAGCCAGAAAGACCAGUCUCAUGUUGAGGUGGUGAUAGGUGGGUCAGGAGAGAAUGAUAUUCUCCCAAGGCUCAAUGUCUGGGGGAAGAGGACAGAUCAAAGAGGGCAAUGAAGCCCAAAGUCAAAUGCUGUUUCCAUUCCUGUUCAAUAUAGGAAAACUCAUAGCAGAAUCUCUGCUCAUUGAAUCAAAUCUUCCUCAAGGAGGGUGGUAGGAUAGUGGAGACUAGCCUGACAGAUGGGGAUGGUUUGAUGGUGGGGAAAGGAGCAGAGAAAAGAAAUUUAUUUUGAUUCAAUACCAGACACAUCAUAGAUUUAGACCUAAGAGGGACCUUAAAAAAAAUCUAUUCCAAUCCCUCAUUUUAUAGAUGAGGAAACAGAGGUCCAGAGAGACUAAGUGAAUUAUUUAGAAUGAUAAAGAUAGCAAGUGGCAAAGGCAGGGUUUGAACCCACGUCCUUUGAAUCCAGAGCCAGUAACCUUUUUUAUUGUACUACAUUCUAUACUUUUGCUUGUUGUACCACUGAGACUUAUGGAAGAGAUGAGACAACACCUCUCAGGCUUAGCAUUCAGGGUCCAGGGACCCUGUACCUUGCAGUUUUCCAUAUUCCCCACUUAUUUGCCUCUUGGGAAACCCCAUUUCCCAAGAAAUUAGUUAAUCUGGGGUGCUUAGUCCUAUUUCUCUGAUAAUUGGCUUCCAAGAGAAAAUUUCUGGCAACAGAUGAAAACCCCCCGACUCAAUAUUCUCAGUAUCCCCUCCACCUCAAAAAAGCUAAUUCAGUUUGAGAGUGCAUUAAUAGGAUCCAAAUGCCCAGAAGGAAGGAGAUCAAGGAAUAAAAUAGUCCUGCUGCCCUUUACCCCAGCUAGUCAGCAUCUGGAAUAUUGUUUUCAGCUCUGGUUGUCAUAUUUUAGAAAGGACAUGGACAAAGCGGGGCAUAUGCAGAAGAAGAAUUUUAUCGCCUGAAGGAUAGCCAAAGGAACUGGAGAUGUUUAACCUAGAGACUUGAGGGUGAAGAUGGGGGGCAGGGCAAGAGAAGCAUGAUCCUUGUCUUUAUUUGAAGAGUUGUCAUAUGGAAAAAGGAUUAUUAUUCUGUGCAGCUCCAGAGGGUGGAACUAGGAUCAAUAGGUGGAAGCGUCAGGGAGAUGGAUUUCAGAUUUUUAACUUGAUAAUGAAUAGACAGGUCCAACAAGAGAGUGAGCUGCCUUAUGAAGUAACUUUUUUAGAGAUGUACAAGCAAAAGACCAUGUCAAAAUAGUUGUCUGUAGCGUAAGGAUGAUUGAUUGAACAAUCCCCAAGCUUUCUGGAGUGCCCCCUCCUACCAUUGGGAUCUCUUGGUCUUCUGACCACAAAUUCCUGCUCCCUUCUUCGGCUCCCUCUAUACCCUCCCCCCCCCCCCAACUACCAGGAUUUCUCUAGGCUCUAGUAUCAUUCUCUGUAGUAAUGGCUAGUGUGAAUUCAGAAAAUUCAAGUUCUCCAACCCUCAUCCUGCAUGGGGAAGGUCGGGAAUUCUUGGCAGAAAGAUUGGGAGUAGGGGUGGGGUGGAGAGGAAAGGUAGGGCUUGGGUUGUUCACCUCUUUCCUGGGAAAAUGGAAGAAAUGUCAUCAGGUAUGGUAGAGGAAGGGAUGGCUGGGAACAAAUGGGAGCCAAUCCUUGAACAUGUAUGUAACCUGGGACUCAAAUUCAUUUGCAUAGAAUUAGGGUGGAACAGGGAGAUUUGCCUUUGACUUACAUGUGAUCUUUCCCCCAGAGCUGGUGGGGCUGAUCCCUCAAACUGGCUCUCCAACUGUGAAGGCAAAGGCUCAAAUUCAGUGUCACAGACUUCACAGUUUGGACUGGUAGGCAGAGAGCCAACAUUGUAUAGAGGCCCCAGGAUCUCAGGGGAAAAGCGUGCGAGACCCAUAGAGGGAUUGUGAGAUAGGAAGUGGUCCUAUCCAAGAGUGAGAGAUGGCAUCAAUUAACUAGUCCACAGAGUCUUCUCAGAAGCUCUGGGAGAAGCUAGGCAGCUGUUAUUCCUGGGUCUCUCGUUUCUUCUGGGCAGGAUUCCGAGGAUGAGAUUGGGUAUGAGAGCCAGCUUAAAUGGGGAUUUUUCUAAAAGAUGCAAAUUUAUAGAAAAAAAGUAGGAACUAUAAAUCCUGGAACAAGAUGUCGGUAUCUGAGACAAAUGUUACAUAGAGCCAUCCAGGGAGUAAUUCAGCCCUAGGGUUGGGGAGUGGGGGAGGAUUAAAUGGAAAAGACUGCUCCUAUUCUGAGGAUGAACAAAUUAGUGACGCAGCAAAAGGGCAAAGGAGAGGGGAAAAAAAGAGCCAUGAGUUUGACAUUUCUUUCUCUGGGUGAGGGAGAUUUGUUCCUUUUUCUGAAACCCACAUACAAGUUGCAUCUGCUAUGGCUUCUGUAUCCCACUGGAUUUCACCAACUUGAAGGGGAUGAGAUGACAGCAGAGUCAUUUAGAUAACAUACCCCUUCCUGAGGCUGCUGCCUACUAUGAAUGUGGGAGACUGAGCCAGGAGACAGAGAAGAGAUGAGAAAGAGGACAGAGAAAGUGCAGGUAGAAAAUGGUAAUGCCCCAAGGAGGAACAAGGGUAAGAGGGGGCUCAUAGCUAAGACCAUUUCAAUCCUGACUGUACCAGUGAAAACAAUCUACACUAUGAGUAGGGCCCCAGCCUGUGACAGCCCACAGUCGUCCUACCCUUUACAGCCCCUUUUAGGGAAGUGGGUCAAGUCAAGAAGUAUUUGUUAAGUGCCUCUGCUGCCUGCGCAGGAAGAUAGCAUAUAUAGUUGGAUGCCAAACACUUAACACUCACGUAAGUGAUAGAAUGUCAGUCAUUUCGGCCAAGCCUUGGUUUGGAAGCCUGUUUCUUUAUAUAUGCCAUGUUGCUUCACUCGUGCAUCAAUCCUAUAGAUAUACUAUACGUUUGAAUUUUAUUUUUCUAUGUUGGGAUGGACCUUGCAUAUAGAAUAUGCUCUUUGCUGUUGGAGUAUCUUUCUUAUUUUUUUAUGCUAUGACUGUUAUUUAAUCCUCCAGAAGGAUACCUACUGAAGAAGACAUGGAAGAGGUUGAUGGUAUUUAUGUGAUUAUGUUAUAGGUGGGUCAGCAGAGAGCUUUAUGCUCCAGCCCAGGUCAGGGGAGGCACUCUUGUGAAGGGUGGAUCCAAGUUUGCAAGAAGGAAGCAGAAUGCUUUGUUUGUGGGAAACUAAAAUUGUUCAUUAAACUGGGAAAACUUG